ACGCCUUCGGCUCAUCCCCGCGCCUCUAUACCUCUCUUGCUCCCUGACCUGUCCACCGUAGCCGCCGCCAGCCAACGGAAAGAGCUGUGAGGCUCACUGACGCCCAUGAAGGGCUCCCACUCGCAGUCCCAGGCGGCAAGCCGUCGGCGGCGCUGUGGGUGGCUGCUCCCGCUUCUCGUUGGUGCUGCUUUUGUCGGCGAGAUCGCGUUCCUCAGUCGCCUCGACAUGUCGAAGAACGCUGCGGCGGUCGAGAGCUGGACCACCUCCUUCUACCGCCUCUCUUCGACCCGGGGCGCGGACGCACCUCCGGGUAGCGGGGACGACGACGACGAGUGCGAGGAGCGGCUCGAGAGGGAGGACGCCGUGCCCUACGACCGCGAUUUUGAAAGGGAUCCCGUACUUGUCGGCGGUGCUGCUAAGGAUUGGAAUAGAUGUUCUGUAGGAUGUGAAUUCGGGUUUCCAGCUAGUAAGACACCUGAUGCUACUUUCGGAAUCGCUCCAGAUCCUUCCGUAGAGAGUAUCCUCAGAUCAAUGGAAUCGUCUCAAUAUUAUUCCGAGAACAAUAUUAAUGCGGCUCGAGGAAGAGGGUACCAAAUUGUGAUGACAACCAGCCUUUCCUCAGAUGUGCCGGUUGGCUACUUUUCAUGGGCUGAAUAUGAUAUCAUGGCACCUGUGCCUCCAAAGACUGAAGAAGCCCUAGCUGCAGCCUUUAUUUCCAACUGCGGUGCACGCAACUUUCGUUUGCAAGCCCUUGAGAUGCUUGAAAGCUUAGAUGUAAAAAUUGAUUCCUAUGGUAGCUGUCAUCGUAAUCGUGAUGGCAAAGUGGACAAAGUGGAGACUCUAAAGCGCUACAAAUUCAGCUUGGCUUUUGAGAAUUCUAAUGAGGAAGAUUAUGUUACAGAAAAGUUUUUUCAGUCACUGGUAACAGGGGCCAUUCCAGUUGUCGUUGGCGCACCGAAUAUUCAAGAGUUUUCUCCAGGAGAAGGUGCAAUAUUACACAUUAAGGAGCUUGAUGAUGUCAUUUCAGUUGCUAAGACAAUGAAACAUAUUGCAUCAAAUCCUGAUGCUUUUAAUCAAUCUUUGAGGUGGAAGUAUGAUGGUCCAUCUGAUUCUUUCAAGGCACUUAUUGACAUGGCAGCGGUUCAUUCAUCCUGUCGCCUUUGCAUACAUAUCGCUACGAAGAUUCACGAAAAAGAAGAAAGAACGCCAAAAUUUAUGAAUCGCUCAUGUAGUUGCUCCAGCAAAAGAGGAACAGUAUACCACUUAUUUGUCAGAGAGAGAGGGCGGUUUAAGACAGAGAGCAUUUAUCUAAGAUCAGAUCAGUUAACUUUAGGAGCUUUGGAGUCUGCCGUGCAUGGUAAAUUUAGAUCCCUCAAGCAUGUUCCUGUAUGGAAGGAUGAAAGGCCAUCAAGUAUUCGAGGCGGGGAUGAGUUGAAGGUGUACAAAAUUUACCCAAUAGGUCUUACAGAAAGACAAGCGUUAUAUAAAUUUCAAUUCAGUGAUGAUGCUGAAGUUGCUAGAUAUAUUAAGGGCCAUCCAUGUGCAAAGCUUGAGGUGAUUUUUGUAUAACUACAAUAUUGCCAUCUUCGCUACCUUUUGCAACUGCAAACUAGUUCUGUGUGUAUUGAAUUUCUGCUGUACUGUAAUAGAUCCCCGUUUAUGUAACGUCAACCUUGAUACAAGUCACAACUUUGUAGGCUUUGUGAUACUGGGAUGUAAAUUUCUAUUGACAGGCAAGUACAUCUUUUGCGGGAAACAA
This is a messenger RNA of Triticum urartu, 1759 nucleotides long. Its product is annotated as glycoprotein 3-alpha-L-fucosyltransferase FUT11. The record is from RefSeq and is a predicted model, not a curated record. NCBI's taxonomy places the organism in Eukaryota, Viridiplantae, Streptophyta, Magnoliopsida, Poales, Poaceae. Gene Ontology annotation, molecular function: fucosyltransferase activity. Gene Ontology annotation, cellular component: membrane.